Pochonia chlamydosporia 170 is the source of this 1266-nucleotide messenger RNA. RefSeq names its product 26S protease regulatory subunit 6B. Gene Ontology annotation, biological process: proteasome-mediated ubiquitin-dependent protein catabolic process. Gene Ontology annotation, cellular component: proteasome regulatory particle, base subcomplex. Gene Ontology annotation, molecular function: proteasome-activating activity; ATP binding; ATP hydrolysis activity. Lineage: Eukaryota; Fungi; Ascomycota; Sordariomycetes; Hypocreales; Clavicipitaceae. The transcript is spliced from 4 exons. Bases 1 to 1266 code for a protein of 421 amino acids. The record is from RefSeq and is a predicted model, not a curated record.
AUGGGCGACAUUGCAGUUGAAAGCCAGGCCAACCAUGUGCCGUCGCACAAGAAGUCGGCUCCGUCAGCAAUCCCUACCAUUGAUAACUUCGAGGGUUUGCCAACAGAGGGUGGUGACGACUAUGCCUCGUUGAAGAAGCUGCAGCGACAGUUGGAGUAUAUUCAACUACAAGAAGAAUAUAUCAAGGAUGAACAAAGGAGCUUGAAACGCGAGCUGGUUCGAGCUCAAGAAGAAAUUAAACGAAUCCAGAGUGUUCCGUUGGUCAUUGGGCAAUUCAUGGAAGCCAUCGAUCAAAACACUGGAAUCGUUCAGUCGAGCACCGGAUCCAACUACGUUGUCCGAAUUCUCUCAACACUUGACCGCGAGUUGCUCAAGCCGUCAUCCUCCGUGGCCCUCCACCGACACUCAAAUGCCCUUGUCGAUAUUCUCCCUCCGGAAGCUGAUUCAUCCAUCGCCAUGCUCGGCGCCGACGAGAAACCCGAUGUGACUUAUGCCGAUGUUGGUGGCUUGGACAUGCAGAAGCAGGAAAUCCGAGAAGCCGUGGAGCUGCCCUUGACACACUUUGAUCUCUACAAACAGAUCGGUAUCGACCCUCCACGUGGUGUACUGUUGUAUGGCCCUCCUGGUACAGGCAAGACCAUGCUUGUCAAGGCUGUUGCCAAUUCCACCACCGCCAGUUUCAUCCGAGUUGUUGGUUCCGAAUUCGUCCAGAAGUACCUUGGUGAAGGUCCCCGAAUGGUGCGAGAUGUUUUCCGCAUGGCCCGCGAAAACUCCCCUGCCAUCAUCUUCAUUGAUGAAAUCGACGCUAUUGCCACGAAGCGUUUCGACGCCCAGACUGGUGCCGAUCGUGAAGUGCAACGUAUCCUGCUCGAACUGCUUAACCAGAUGGACGGUUUCGACCAAACGUCCAACGUCAAGGUCAUCAUGGCCACCAAUCGUGCCGACACUCUAGAUCCAGCCUUGCUGCGUCCCGGUCGAUUGGACCGAAAGAUUGAGUUCCCCUCGUUGCGAGACCGCCGUGAGCGCCGUCUCAUUUUCACCACCAUUGCCAGCAAGAUGUCACUCGCUCCCGAAGUCGACCUCGACAGCUUGAUCGUGCGCAAUGAUCCCCUGUCCGGUGCCAUUAUCGCUGCCAUCAUGCAGGAAGCUGGUUUGCGUGCCGUCCGCAAGAACAGAUACAACAUUAUCCAGAGCGAUUUGGAGGACGCAUACUCAAGCCAGGUCAAGGGUACGAGCGACGACAACAAGUUCGACUUUUACAAGUAA